UUCUCUCUCGGAGACCGGCCUCGUGGAAGCUACGGAAUUAUCAUAUCGUCGACUUGUAUCUAUCGCAGUAGAGGUGGACUCGACAGGCAGACAGACAGACGUUCGUCGAGGUUGCAGCCAUGAAGUCGUUCAUCGAGUAUUCGGCAGAUUGUGAUUUCCCGAUUGAAAACUUGCCAUAUGGAGUCUUUUCUACGAGGGAUAACCCGGAAAAGAAGAUAGGCGUAGCAAUUGGUGACAAGAUUUUGAAUUUGAGUGCUAUUACGAAUUAUUUCGACGGACCACUGUUGAAAAAUAAACAAGAUGUAUUCCAUCGUGAUUGCCUAAAUGAUUUUAUGUCUCUGGGUAGGCCAACAUGGCGAGAAGCAAGAUCGAAACUUCAAGAGCUGCUUUCCGCGAGCAAUCGUACUUUGCAAGAUCCGAAAAUCCAAUCAAAAGUGUUCGUCGCACAAAAAGAUGCUAUAAUGCAUUUGCCGGCGAAAAUUGGCGACUACACAGACUUUUUCUCAUCUCUCAAUCAUGCUAUGAAUACUGGCAUUAUGUUCCGUGGCAAAGAAAAUCCACUGCUGCCAAAUUGGAAAUAUAUGCCAACCGCCUACCAUGGAAGAGCAAGUUCAAUUGUUAUCUCAGGCACACCCAUAAGACGACCACGGGGUCAAAUGCUUCCCGGGGAGGGAAACCCACCACCUAUAUACGGACCGUGUCAAUUAAUGGAUUUUGAACUCGAAAUGGGUAUCUUCCUUGGACCGCCUACGAAUCUUGGUGACACCGUUCCAGCUUCGAAGGCUUAUGAUCAUAUCUUCGGAAUGGUCUUGAUGAAUGAUUGGAGUGCACGAGAUAUUCAGAAAUGGGAAUACGUUCCAUUGGGCCCAUUCGGCUCAAAAAAUUUGGGAACUUCAAUUUCUCCAUGGGUAGUUACGAUGGAAGCUCUAGAGCAUUUUAAGGUACCAGAUACUGUCCAAGAUCCAACGCCAUUCCCGUAUUUACAACAUAAGGAGUCUGGUAGUUUUGAUAUCAAAUUGGAGGUUGAUAUUAAAACUGCGGGUGGUGUAAAAACCACAAUAUGUCAGAGCAAUUUCAAGCAUCUGUAUUGGACUCCGCAACAGCAAUUGGCACAACAUACUGUUACUGGUUGCAAUAUUAAUUCCGGCGAUUUAAUGGCUUCUGGCACUAUAAGUGGAGAUACUCCGAGCGCUUAUGGUUGUUUGUUGGAAUUAACUUGGAAAGGCACAAAGCCUAUCGCAUUAAAAGAUGGUACUACAAGAAAAUUUCUUGAAGAUGGUGAUGAAGUUACUUUACGCGGUUUUUGUGUUGGUGAUGGUUAUAGGAUUGGUUUCGGAUCAUCUACUGGUACAUUGUUACCCGCCCACAAGCAUUAAAAUCAGUGUAUUAAAAUAAUACAGAACAAUAUUCAUUUAUACGGUGCUUUGUAUGUUGUACUUUAUCUAAUAAACUUCUCUGAUUUGCA
Molecule: messenger RNA, 1465 nt
Organism: Ooceraea biroi (clonal raider ant)
Lineage: Eukaryota; Metazoa; Arthropoda; Insecta; Hymenoptera; Formicidae
Gene: Faa
Product: fumarylacetoacetate hydrolase
Biological process (GO): L-tyrosine catabolic process; L-phenylalanine catabolic process; homogentisate catabolic process
Molecular function (GO): fumarylacetoacetase activity
Source: RefSeq, a predicted model, not a curated record